Nicotiana tabacum (common tobacco) is the source of this 1056-nucleotide messenger RNA. Lineage: Eukaryota; Viridiplantae; Streptophyta; Magnoliopsida; Solanales; Solanaceae. The record is from RefSeq and is a predicted model, not a curated record.
AUGGUGCCUAAUGGAAAUCUAGUAUGCAUGCUUAGGAAGUCACUAUAUGGUCUAAAACAGGCUAGCAGGCAAUGUUAUUAUAAGUUGACAGAGUCCCUGCAUUCUAGGGGGUUCAUGCACUCAACUAGUGAUUACUCAUUAUUCUACAAGAAACAUAGGACUUCAACAGUCUUUGUAGCCGUAUAUGUGGAUGAUGUGAUUGUUAUUGGGACCAAUUUUGAGGAAAUCAAAGAAUUGAAGGUAUUCUCACAUAACCAAUUCAAGAUAAAGGAUCUUGGGAAGUUACAUUACUUCUUGGGACUAGAGAUGUUGUAUAAGACAGAUGAAGUACUAAUUUGCCAGGAAAAGUUUACUAUGGAUCUACUAAAGGAGUAUGAUUGCUUGACAUACUCUCCUGUCAGCUCUCCACUUGACUCUACCAUCAAACUGAGGAGUGAAGAUGGAGCCUUACUGUCUGAUCGAGGGUAUUACAGGAAACUAGUUGGGAAACUAAACUUUCUGACAAAUACUAGAUUGGACAUAGCCUAUAGUGUUCAACACUUGAGCCAGUUUAUGAAGACACCAAGAGAACCCCAUUUAAAGGCUGAUAUACAUGUUCUCAGAUACUUGAAGAAAGAUCCUACUUUGGAAAUUUUUCUAUCCAAUGAUCCUAACUAUACUUUCAGUACGUACUGUGACUCAGAUUGGGCUGCUUGCCCUGAUUCAAGAAAGUCUGUGAGUGGGUACGUUGUGCUACUUGGGAACAACCCUAUCAGUUGGAAGUCAAAGAAAAAAACUACUAUUUUAUUGUCUUCUGCAGAAGCAGAAUAUAGGUCAAUCAGGAAGGUUGUUGGUGAAUUGAUAUGGGUGAAGAGGCUGCUCGAAGAAUUGACAGUCAUGUGUGCCAAUCCCAUAACUGAACAGUGUUCUGUGAUAGUCAGGCAGUUGUACAUAUUACAAGAAACCCUGUAUUCCAUGAAAGGACAAAGUAUAUCUAAGUGGAUUGCCACUUUGUCCGGGACAAGAUACAGGAGGGGCUACUUGAACUGCAUCACAUCUCCACCUCCGCUCAACUAG